Cololabis saira (Pacific saury) is the source of this 3879-nucleotide messenger RNA. It is a transcript of the gene hbs1l, whose product is annotated as HBS1-like translational GTPase. NCBI's taxonomy places the organism in Eukaryota, Metazoa, Chordata, Actinopteri, Beloniformes, Belonidae. Gene Ontology annotation, biological process: translation. Bases 97 to 2376 code for a protein of 759 amino acids. Gene Ontology annotation, molecular function: GTPase activity; GTP binding. The transcript is spliced from 19 exons. The record is from RefSeq and is a predicted model, not a curated record.
GAGCAGCUGCAGCUCCGAUGGCAGCGGGCGAUGACACACAUGUGUCCGGGAGUUGAUCACAGUCACCUCGGGGCCGACUAAACACUCACAACUAACAUGUCUCGCCACAGAAAUGUUCGGGGUUACAACUACGACGAAGAUUUUGAAGAUGAUGACAUGUAUGGACAGUCUGUGGAUGAUGACUACUGUAUAUCACCAGCAACAGCAAAUCAAUUCAUCUACUCGCGUCAAGAGAGACAAGCACCAAAAGAGGAACCUCUAGAGGAGGAAGAAGAUGAAGCUGAGGAUGUUCCCAUGUCCCCUACCAUCAAUCCGGACCUCGACCCUCUUGAUCAAGCCAAGCUGUAUUCUUGCCUGGAUCACAUGCGGACCGUGCUGGGAGAUUCCGUGCCAGACUCAGUUCUGACCCAGGCUGCCAUAAAACAUGGAUUUGACCCACAUAAAGCGUUGGACGCUGUCCUGUCUGAAGACACUAAAACAGCCCCAGCUACCAGAAGUGCAGUUGAAGAGGUGACUUCGUUAGCCAGAGUUAGUCAGGAGAAGACGCCGCUUCCACAGAGAACCAAACGGGAACCCACUGCUGAGAAAGGAGCCUGCUUGUCUGCUUCUCACACGGACAUUACAUCUAAGGCAGAUAAACAGCAAUUUGUGCAAGCGCAGAGUGCGCUAAACUUAUGUGAUCUCUUAUCUCAUCAUAAGGCUGAGCCAGUGGUUGGCAGCCCUAUAAAUCAACAUUUUCACCAAGAAAAUCCACUUCCAGGUAAAAGCAGAGAUGUGUCUCACAAUAAGCUGGAUUCUGAAGUGGUGCCAAAGGUGGCCCGGAUGACCGUCUCUGGCAAGAAGCAGACAAUGGGCUUUGAUGUACCCAGCACGGAGGAGAAUGGCCUCGUGAACGCAUCGGCACAGCGAGGCAACAGCCCUGAAAAUGCCUCCAUGCCUCCCGUUUUGGAGACAACCCCGAGACGUCCUGGGACUCCUUCUAAAAGCUCAAAUGCGGACGAUGCGCCUGCCGUUCCAACGCCGAGCCGCUCCUCCGGGAAGACACGGCAGCAGAUCAACGUCAAGGCAGAGCUGGAGAAGAGACAGGGGGGAAAAACUCUCUUAAAUUUGGUAGUUAUAGGUCAUGUGGAUGCCGGUAAGAGUACACUGAUGGGCCACCUGCUUUAUCUGCUCGGCAAUGUCAACAAGCGCACAAUGCACAAGUACGAGCAGGAGUCUAAGAAGGCAGGAAAAGCAUCCUUUGCCUACGCUUGGGUUCUGGAUGAAACUGGAGAGGAGAGAGACAGAGGUGUGACAAUGGAUGUGGGCAUGACCAAGUUUGAGACGAACUCGAAGGUGGUGACGCUGAUGGAUGCACCGGGGCACAAAGACUUCAUUCCCAACAUGAUCACAGGAGCUGCACAGGCUGAUGUGGCAGUGCUGGUGGUGGACGCCAGCAGAGGAGAGUUUGAGGCGGGCUUCGAGGCGGGCGGUCAGACCAGAGAGCACGCUUUGCUUGUGCGUUCGCUGGGCGUCACUCAGCUGGCUGUAGCCGUCAACAAGAUGGACCAGGUAAACUGGCAACAAGAUCGUUUCCAAGAAAUCAUCUCAAAACUUGGCCAUUUCCUGAAGCAGGCAGGAUUCAAGGAGUCUGACGUUUUCUACAUCCCUAGCAGCGGCUUGUCAGGAGAAAACCUCACCGCCAGGAGUUCAGUGGCGGAGCUCACCUCCUGGUACUCGGGACCGAGCCUGAUGGGGCAGAUCGAUGCGUUCAAGGCUCCUCAGAGGUCUAUAGACAAGCCUUUCAGACUGUGCGUCUCAGAUGUGUUUAAAGACCAGGGUUCAGGCUUCUGUGUUACUGGAAAGAUUGAGGCUGGUUAUAUUCAGACAGGAGAGAGAAUACUGGCAAUGCCUCCUAAUGAAACCUGCACUGUCAAAGGAAUAACUCUCCAUGACGAGGCUCUGGACUGGGCCGCAGCAGGAGACCAUGUCAGCCUUACCGUCACCGGCAUGGACAUCAUCAAGAUCAAUGUGGGCUGCGUGUUUUGUGAUCCCAAGGAGCCGAUUCGAGCCUGUACCCGGUUCAGAGCCAGAAUCCUCCUCUUCAAUAUUGAAGUUCCUGUCACACAAGGCUUUCCAGUACUGUUGCAUUACCAGACGGUCAGUGAGCCGGCCACCAUUAGGAAACUAGUUAGUGUUCUGCACAAGAGCAGUGGUGAAGUCCUCAAGAAGAAACCAAAGUGUUUAAGCAAGGGUAUGAAUGCUGUUGUGGAGAUCCAGACCCAAAGGCCGGUGUCAUUAGAGCUGUACAAGGACUACAAAGAGCUGGGCCGCUUCAUGCUGCGAUAUGUGGGCUCCACCAUUGCGGCAGGGGUCGUCACGGAGAUCAAAGAAUGAAGUUGUUUUCCACCGACGCAGCAUCACAGAGUGAGCCUUUGCGCUGCAGCCUGCAUGCAGCCAGACAAACGGGGCAGUUCUUCCAAGAGAUGACCCUCAUAGAGCCGGAGUGCCAUUUGUUUUGUUUUUUACCAUCCAUUUGUCCAUCCGGUGCAGUGGCUGCUUCGAUCAACACUAACUGCACACACGCCCACCUGAAGGCCAGACGUCACCACACAACGCAGAAGGCUUCUGACACCCUGACUAAGUGUUGCUGAGUGCUUCACAUCUCCUACCGUGCAUUCAUUUGUCUGCCAGUAAAACCUUUCAAGUCUCUUUUUGAUCAAGUCAUAUCAAUACUGUGAUCCGGCCUGGGGGGGGGGGACAACCAAACAAAAAAAAAAAAAAAAAAUCCUUCCUGAGGGUUUCUAACAGCUCGUAUUUUUCUUGAGGGAGCAACUUUAAUCUUGACUGACAAGAAUAAUGACACUUGUGCUCGUCUUGACUUUAAGGAAUGAACAAGUACAGAUGAGGUUUCUGCUGUAUUUAAAAGUUAACGUGAUGUUUUGGCAUCCUUUUAGCAUCCUGUUUACAAAACAGCUGUUUUCAGGAUGAGUUUCUCCUAAUCCAAACAGAAUCAGAAGCUUGAAAUAAGAAAGUGUAAUGAUCCAGUGGGUUUUCUUUGUUUUUUUUCUUUUCCUUUUGUCGGAAAUAAAUUUGUUUUUUAAUUCAUAUGGCUGAGGGGAGAAUGCAUGGAAAUGCAUUUCCAAGCUUACUUUUACAAAAGAGGAAUAGUUUGUUCACAAAAAGAGGAAAUCUGUGUGGGAGACCAAGACACAAGAUAAUAAUAUGUAUCAUACGGAGGAUAUUUUUAGUAAAGCUGCAAAAAAGCUUCUUUUUUUUUUUUCCGGACAUUGUUUAUAUGUUUAUUUGGAAACGAAAGACGUGAAGUGAAAAUCAGCAGUUUAUGAUUUUAGUUUUAAUUCAUUGAAGGUGUCAAUUUCUGUCAAACUGAUUCAAGCUGAGGAGAAACCAAUGUGAUGGGUUUACGAUACAAGAAAGCUGCAUGUCAAUAAUCACAAAACUCAAAAGAAAGAAUAAUACUCAGUCUUUCAAAAUGCAUCAGUACAAUAUUUAGAGUACUGUAUGCAACAACAACAUGGUAACUUCCACUCAUGUUUAGUAGCAGCAUUGAGAGCACGAGUGACUCAAAGAUCAAUGAUGCUGUCAUUAAGGUCUUAAAGAAGGGAUAAUGGCAAACCACACACCUAUCAGGUGAAAUAAAAUUCAUAAAUGCUUUCAACCUUUGAUGCAAGCCUGCUUUUCUUCUUCCGUUUCUGUUGUUACAGUGGUGGUCAGAACCUCAGGUUCAAAAAGUUCAGUUGAAGUUGAAGCUGGAGAAUGAGAGAUUCAAGGAUGGAUCUGAGUCACCAGUAGCCUAAUUAGGCAAUAGUCAGAACUAAACUUACAUUUUCCAACUUCCUCUGGAAGAUCACAAAUGUAGAAAUGCUUUAAUACGUUCUG